AUGGUGGCGUCAUCCAGGGAGAAGGACAAGAACCAUUUGGACAGCAUAGAGAGGAGGAAGUCAUGGUUCACUGUGUCAAAGGCUGCUGACAAGUCGAGUAAAACCAGAACUGAUGACUGCGCAUUGGCCUUUGCUACUUUAAAUGCUUCAGUCACAGACCACCACCACCACCGCAAAACUGACCUCCUGCCACUGAAGAUGAGCGCUUUUACAAAAUCUGGUGGUGCUCCACAUAUCUCAGACAUGAGGAUUGUACUGCUGGGAAGCCGAAUGAAUUGGAAGAAUUCACCAGGAAACAUCAUCCUGGGAAGAGAGGAGUUGAAUACCUCAGGAGAAAUAGAUGAGUGUGUGAAGAGAGAGGGAGAAACAGCAGGGAGACACAUCACUGUAGUGGAGGCACCCGGAUGGUUUCACAAUUAUUCUGUAGUGGAAACCCUUAAACGUGAUAAACAAGAGAUUGUCCUCAGUGUGUCUCUGUGUCCUCCAGGACCCCAUGCUGUACUGCUGGUUAUUUAUGCGCACCACUCAUUCACAGAGACACACAGAAGAGCAGCACAGGAACACCUGGAGCUUCUGGGUGAGAGAGUCUGGAGUCACACUAUAGUGCUGUUCAUCUGUGAGGACUGGCUGGGAAGCACAACCAUUGAGCAGCACAUCCAGAGAGAAGGAAAGGCUCUGCAGUGGGUUGUAGAGAAAUGUGGGAACAGGUAUCAUGUUGUAGAGAAUAACAAGAGUGAUGGUGGCCAGGUGACAAAGCUGCUGGAGAAGAUAGAAGAGAUGGUGGCAGGAAACAGAGGCCAUCACUUUGACUUUGAUGCAAAGAUUAUGAAAGAACUGAUGAUGAGGAAAAAGGAAGACGAGAGAAGAGCAGAGGAGAGGAAGAUGAAGGUGCAGAAUCACAGAGAGACUCUCAGAUCAUCAGGUGGUGCUCCACAUAUCUCAGACAUGAGGAUUGUACUGCUGGGACACCGAAUGAAUUGGAAGGUUUCAUCAGGAAACAUCAUCCUGGGAAGAGAGGCGUUUGAUACCUCAGGAAGAACAGCUGAGUGUGUGAAGAGAGAGGGAGAAACAGCAGGGAGACACAUCACUGUAGUGGAGGCACCCGGAUGGUUUCGCAAUCAAACUGUAGUGGAAACUCCUGAACGUGAUAAACAAGAGAUUGUCCUCAGUCUGUCUCUGUGUCCUCCAGGACCCCAUGCUGUACUGCUGGUCAUUCAUCCGUUCCUGUCAUUCACAGAGACACACAGAAGAUCAGUGCAGGAACACCUGGAGCUUCUGGGUUUUGAAGUCUGGAAACACACUAUAGUGCUGUUCAUCUGUGAGGACUGGCUGGGAAGCACAACCAUUGAGCAGCACAUCCAAAGAGAAGGGAGAACUCUGCAGUGGGUUGUAGAGAAAUGUGGGAACAGGUAUCAUGUUGUAGAGAAUCACAAGAGCGAUGAUGGCCAGGUGACAGAGCUGCUGGAGAAGAUAGAAGAGAUGGUGGCAGGAAACAGAGGCCAUCACUUUGACUUUGAUGCAAAGAUUCUGAAAGAACUGAUGAUGAGGAAAAAGGAAGACGAGAGAAGAGCAGAGGAGAGGAAGAGGAAGGUGCAGAAGCACAGAGAGACUCUCAGAUCAUCAGGUGAGAGAAAUGUUCAGCUCUCAGACGUACAAAUGUACAUACCACAGCUCUUAUUUACUUCAUUCAUUCUCUCUCUAAAACCAUAG
Messenger RNA from Clupea harengus (Atlantic herring), 1710 nucleotides. RefSeq names its product GTPase IMAP family member 8-like. The record is from RefSeq and is a predicted model, not a curated record. The transcript has 5 exons. The coding region runs from base 1 to 1710 and encodes 569 amino acids. NCBI's taxonomy places the organism in Eukaryota, Metazoa, Chordata, Actinopteri, Clupeiformes, Clupeidae.